GACAGCAGCGACGACGGCGACGACGACGACGACGACGACGACGACGACGACGAAGACGACGACAGUAGCAAUAGCGGCGGCAUUAGCAUCACUCGAGCUUUCGUUAAUAAAGUCGAGGUUAAGGACGGCGGCGUCGGCGGCGUCGGCGGUGGCUGCGGCGGCUGCAGCUGCGGCGACGGCGACGGUGACGAGGACGACGAGACGCGGCUAAGGACGGGCAAGAUAGCGAGACUAUUCGCGAGCUGCCGUGGGCUACGCGCGCCCCCGAUCUCCGCUUGCUGUUGUCCCGUUCGGCUGCUUGGUCAGCUCCCCUUUUAUGCGGCACACAGCAGUGCCACCAGUGGCCAGCAACGACGUCGACGACGUAGAGCGCGGCAAUUGCCCGGAUCGCUUCUCCUCGGCCGCCUUCCCGUCACGAUGAGCUUCCUCUUUGGAAGCCGUUCUUCAAAGACUUUUAAGCCAAAGAAGAAUAUUCCAGAAGGAACUCAUCAGUAUGACUUAAUGAAACAUGCAGCUGCUACUCUGGGAUCAGGAAACCUUCGUCUGGCUGUUAUGCUUCCGGAAGGAGAAGACUUAAACGAAUGGGUUGCUGUUAAUACUGUAGAUUUCUUCAAUCAAAUAAAUAUGUUGUACGGAACUAUCACAGAAUUUUGCACCGAAGAUAGCUGUCCAAUUAUGUCAGCUGGACCAAAAUAUGAAUAUCAUUGGGCUGACGGACACACGGUAAAGAAACCCAUUAAGUGUUCAGCGCCUAAGUACAUUGAUUAUUUGAUGACAUGGGUGCAAGAUCAGCUGGAUGACGAGACACUUUUUCCUUCAAAAAUUGGUGUACCUUUUCCAAAAAACUUUCUUUCAAUUGCAAAGACAAUAUUGAAACGACUGUUUCGAGUUUAUGCACACAUCUAUCAUCAACAUUUUAGCGAAGUUGUUCAGCUUGGCGAAGAAGCACAUUUAAAUACUUCUUUCAAACACUUUAUAUUCUUUGUUCAGGAAUUUAAUCUGAUUGAACGACGGGAGCUGGCUCCCUUGCAGGAGCUCAUAGAGAAGCUAACGGCGAAAGAGGCGCGAUGAACGUCCCUGGACAUUAGCUGAAAUAAUAGAAAAAGAAAAGAAGAAGAAGAAGAAGAAGAACUUACAGAAGAUGAAUUAAGAAAAAGCGAAGCACUGUGAAACCCUUCCAAAGAAUCUCUCAUCCGCGCGCGCUCCGCCUAUCACCGUUAAGUAAUUAUACCGUUGUAACUACACGCAUAUUAUUUAAAAAAAAAAAA
Messenger RNA from Ceratosolen solmsi marchali, 1268 nucleotides. RefSeq names its product MOB kinase activator-like 1 (gene mats). The record is from RefSeq and is a predicted model, not a curated record. Bases 418 to 1071 code for a protein of 217 amino acids. NCBI's taxonomy places the organism in Eukaryota, Metazoa, Arthropoda, Insecta, Hymenoptera, Agaonidae. The transcript is spliced from 5 exons.